CCCAGCUUCUGUCUAGCUCAGUCUACAGCAUUUGGCCAUCAUGCUGGAAGGGUAAUCUAGAAGCAUGCGAGAAAGAAUGGAAAACUUAAGCACUGAAAAGCAUGAGAAAUCAUAUUUAUGUAAACCUCUUAAACAGUGGACAAAAGAAGAAGUCAAACAAUGGGCAAUUGAAGUGGUCAAGAUAGACCACCAAUAUGCAGAAAUCCUGUUUAAUCAAAAGGUGACUGGUUGUUCUUUGAAAGAGAUAACUAAAGCAGAUUUGGUGGCAAUGGGCAUACCUUAUGGGACUGCUCUUCAAAUAAUGUAUUUCUUGAAACAGCAUGACAUUCUACCAAAAGUUUCAAAUCAGACCAUGGAACAAGAAGACACUGCAGAGUGCCUCGAUGGAGAAGGAGAAGACAGAGAAAUUGAGAAGAAAGAGAGCAAGAAGAAACACGAUUUAUUUAAUUCCAGUACACUGCAGGAUUCUAAGACAGAGCCCACUGUAAGAGAAAAAGCAUUCAAGUCCAUUGACAAAGAGAAUGGAUCAGAAGAUACGCUGUCAAGCAGUCGGGACCCAACUGGAAAGAUGUGUAUGCCAUAUCCUUUUGACAGUUUCAGUGAUGGUACUCGAUACAUACAGUACAAUAUUCUUAAAGUGCCUGAAACAGGACCAUCUAAUCUCAUUGAUCCAGCACAUGAAUUCAAAUUACUUACCAACACAGACAAGGCAGCAGAAGAUGACAUCCUGAAGAAAUUUACCAAUGACACCUUUAAAUUUGCUGCAGCCUGCAUGAACUCCCGCACAAAUGGGACCAUUCAUUUUGGAGUACGUGACAAUCCACACGGACAAAUUGAAGGAAUAAAAGUUACCAGUAGAAAUAGCUACGUUGAUCAAUUGGAUAAAUCAUUCAAAGACUACUUCAAUAAGGAUUACGUCAAUAUUGCACGAGAUUGCAUCAGACAACCUAGAUUUGUGGAAGUAUUAUUACAAAAUGGAGAUCCAUCACAUACAUUUGUCAUUGAAGUGGAUGUGGUUCCCAAAUAUCACAAAUGUGACACAAAGUAUUUCUCUACCAGGACAUACAGUUAUAAAAAAAAGUGUUGGCAAAAAACUGUCUUCAUCCGGGAUGGAGCUAGUUCCAGAAAUAUUUAUGGCCAAAAAGAAUUUGAAACUUUUAAAAGCAGCUUGUCAUCUUUAGCAACUUCUCGUAAAAAAGCAGAGGAAGAAUAUAACUUGAAGCAACACAGGCCAGUACUUGAAGGAUUUAAGCUAUCUAGGCUGCUCACGGGUAACAAAGACUCACUAGAUGACUCUUACUAUGACUACUACAUUUUGGUAACAAACAAGUGCCACCCAAGUCAAAUUUCUCACUUAGACUUUUUACAGGAAAUAAAAUGGUUUGCUGUGCUUGACUUUGAUUCUGAAUCAGAAAAAAAUGGUGUGCUCAAGAUUUACCAAAAAAAUCAAAAUGCCAAAAUUCACUUCCCAUAUCAUUAUGAAAAUGAAGUGGGAUCAGUUUCUGAACAAGCUGAAAAGCUGAAACUGUAUCAGGAGACCAACUGGAUUUUUUGCAAUGGUAGAUCAGACUUCACAGGCAAUACUGAACCACCACUAGAUCCUUCUUCAUGGCAACGAGACAGAGCUGCUAGUGUCAGAAAAAUGAUUUCAUUUCUUUCACACAAAGAUGUAAAGCAGAGUGGAAAGGUUUUAACAGUGUUUCUUUUGCUUUCGAAAGUAGAAGACCAGGCGGAUCCCCUUAUUGAGACAUUUGUGACAUUUUACCAAGAAUUAAAGGGACUAGAUUACUUGACCUGCAUUUGCAUUGGUCCAGAUACAUACCAGCUUUGGAAAGAUCUUCUGAAAGCUAGAGGCAUUAGUGAGGAAGCACUUUCAGACAAGUGUGUUUCUAAUUUAAGCCUGGAAAUGGUAAAUGGUACCAUCAUAAAAUUAAACUCAAUGACACAGUCUUCUGAAAGACUUCUUCCCUCUAUCGGUCUUUCUACCAUUCUUCUAAAGAAGGAAGAAAACUCCAUGGCAGCAUUGGAAAUACUCUGUGUAAAUGAGUGCAAAGACACAGAAAUAGAGAAGGAUGAAGAAAAAUUUAAAAAUUUCAUGAAAGAGCGGGAAGAAAAUUUUUAUCGAGGUGGUAAAGUAUCAUGGUGGAAUUUCUAUUUUUCUUCUGAAAAAUAUACUUUAGAUUUUGUCAUAAGAGACAGUUAUGAAAAGCUUGAGCACCUAAUUGUCUCUUCAUCUAGCAAAGCUAAUGAGUCUCCUGUAAAAAUUGUCAACCUUUACCACCAUCCAGGCUGUGGCGGGACAACAUUAGCUAUGCAUAUCCUUUGGAAUCUCCGGGCGAAAUUCAGAUGUGCUGUUCUGAAAAGCAAAGCAAGUGAUUUGGGAACACAGCUGACAACUUUGCUCACGUGUGGAGCAGACAAUAACACAGGCUAUUUACCAGUGUUACUCCUUGUGGAUGAUUUUGAAGAGCAAGAAAAUGUCAAUUCUCUGCAGAAAGAUAUUGAGGUGGCUAUAACAGAAAAAUACAUUCCAUAUGUAGAGCCUUUAGUGAUCAUUCUAAACUGUAUGAGAUCUCAGAAUCCUGAUGAAAGUUCAACAAUCAACUUACUGAACAGUGUUUCUUUAAAACAUGAGCUUUCUGGAAAAGAGCAAAGGGCUUUUGAUCAGAAACUAAAAUCUAUUGAAAAGGAACAUCCACAGGCUGAUGAUUUCUAUUCAUUUAUGAUUAUGAAGGAAAACUUUGACCCACAAUACAUCGAAAGAGUGGUAAAAAGUACCUUGCAUAAUUUAGAUACUGCAUCUAAACCAGUACGGCUUGUUUGCUAUCUCACACUGCUAAACUCAUAUGUGAAAACGUCUGCAGUUUCAAUAUCAUUAUGUGAAGCAUUCUUAGGAAUUAAUUCUCAAGAGAUUGGCUGCAGUAAAGAUAAAUUGAUAGAAAAGAUGAGAAUUUGUUCCAACAUUCUAAUAUAUGAUCAGGUAUGUGAAUACCCAAGAUGCAAAUGUCUUCGUAUCGUUCACCCACUGAUAGCAUCUCAAUGCCUAACAGAAUUGAAACUAACCUAUGACUUGCCUAAAAGUGAAAUUACAUUGCAGUUAUUGAAAGAAGACUUAUUUUACAAGACCUCAUUAGAGCAAGACAAACUUAUUCGUGAUAUACAAACCCUGCUGAUUACUAGACAGCGCAAGGAACAUGGCAAUGAGACAGACACAUUAUUUUCCUCCUUAAUUGAGGCAAUUCAUAAGGAAGAGAAGUGUAGUAAAGUGCAAUGUGUAUUAAAACAAGCAUCUGAGAGAUUUGAGGAAAAUGGUUUCAUUUGCCAAGCCUUAGCAAGAUACUUCUACAUUAAAGAAAGAAAUUUUGACUCUGCAUUAUUUUGGGCUAAAGAAGCCAAACGAAGAGCACAACACAAUUCAUACAUAUCAGAUACACUAGGUCAAGUCUUUAAAAGUAAGCUAAGAAACUACGUAGAGUUUGAGCGAAAGAGUGCAGCCCUAACACCUGAAAAACUGAAAUAUUUGCUAGAAUUUGCUAAGAAUGCUUCACAGGCUUUCAGAGAAUCUCAGCGGCAAGCUGAAUAUGAACAAAAAAGCCACUUGAAGCACCAUAACCUUAAAAAAAAGAUUAAACCGUACAAUACUGCUGGGUAUCAGGGAGAGAUAGAAACUGGUCUUUAUGUUAUUGAUGUCCUUUGCCAAGUUCCUUUUUUCAGCAAAAAAGGCUUACUGUGUAGAAAAAAAUUGACAAAGCAUCUAUCAGGAAGUAAUAUUUUGAAUGCAGAUGACCCUCACAGACAAAGUGAAAUGUUCAAGGUGCUUGAACAUUAUUCCAGCUUUCUAUGUCAUUUGCAAUCACAGUUGAAAAGAUCAUUUGACUUUAUUGAAGACUACUUUGUGUUUUUCAAAACAAAGAACAAAGAAAAAGAAAUUGUGGAAGCAAAAAUAUACCAGAAGGCUCAAGAAUGUUUUACCAAAUACAAAGAAAUAUUUUGUAAUUUUGAUUUUGAGCAGCUGAAAAGUAAACAGAUGUCAAAGCUGUCCAUGUCUCAGCAUAUAGAAGCAUACAGAGAAGCUGUGGAGGCUUCCAAAGCAGACUCCUUUUCUGGAAUUUUGAAAUACCUCCACAGAAAUCACAAAAAUGCUGAUGGAGAAGUAGAAGACAUUGUAAAAGCUUAUACAUUUUUGUGUGAGGAGAAUGAACAAGCAACUCUGAAAGACAAACUGAAUUUUAUUUUGGCAAAUAUUGUUCUGAAUUGCAUUAAACCUAACUCCACUACUUUACAUACUUCUAAUAAGUUGGAAAGUCUGCUUCGAAGAAUUCUACAGCAAGUGGAACAAACUUCACAAUGUAUAGAGCCUUUCUUUCUAGCCUCCUUACUGUUCUGGCCUCGGAACAGGAAACAAUUAAAUGAAGAUUCCAAGAAAAUGGAAACUUAUAUCCGAUGCUUAAGGGAAUCUUUCAAAGAGCUAUAUGGAACCCUCCGCUGUUCCAGGCACCCUAUGGCUCUUUUCUAUCUGGCAAAAGGAAGUGAUCUGAACAGAUUUGUUCACAAAGGAAAAAUAGACCAGCUUUUUCACUCACUUUCAGAACACCAACUCAAUUAUCUCUGGCAGAGUGGAGAUAUCUGGAAGGAACAAGCUGUUCAAGAUCUUUUGCUUCCUUUGGAUGGCAGAGCUGAGGGUAAGGUUAUCUACAUUGACUAUGGCAGCAAUGAAAUCUUUAGGAUACCAGCACACCCUGUUCCUUCGUACCUUCUGAAAAAAGGCCCUAACAUAGAAAGAGUGUCUUUUUACCUUGGGUUUUCCAUUAAUGGGCACUCCCUUGCGUACAAUAUACAAAGCCCUGAAACAUAAACCAGUAACCUAUUGC
Molecule: messenger RNA, 4871 nt
Organism: Calypte anna (Anna's hummingbird)
Lineage: Eukaryota; Metazoa; Chordata; Aves; Apodiformes; Trochilidae
Product: sterile alpha motif domain-containing protein 9-like
Cellular component (GO): cytoplasm
Molecular function (GO): protein binding
Source: RefSeq, a predicted model, not a curated record